This is a messenger RNA of Nanorana parkeri, 1316 nucleotides long. RefSeq names its product acyl-coenzyme A amino acid N-acyltransferase 1-like. The record is from RefSeq and is a predicted model, not a curated record. Lineage: Eukaryota; Metazoa; Chordata; Amphibia; Anura; Dicroglossidae. Bases 28 to 1308 code for a protein of 426 amino acids. The transcript has 4 exons. Gene Ontology annotation, biological process: acyl-CoA metabolic process; fatty acid metabolic process. Gene Ontology annotation, molecular function: fatty acyl-CoA hydrolase activity.
CCGAGCUUCUGCCUCCAGUUCAGGACAAUGUACAGUUGUUCCGCUAUGGUGCAUCUCAAAGUCACACCAGAGUCUGCCUUGGCAGAUGAACCAGUGAAGAUCAAAGCUUGGGGCCUUCCUUCCCGGCAAAUUGUUACCAUUAGAGCAUGGCUGAAAGACGACAGAGGAGAGAUGUUUUACUCCAGAGCUUUCUACGAAAGUAACGAUGAAGGAGAGGUGGAUCUUCAGCAAUCCCCAGCCACUGGUGGAGACUUUCAUGGGGUUCAUCCAAUGGGACUCUUCUGGGCUCUAAAGCCGGUGACUCCACACUUCAGGUUACUUAAGCGGGACGUGAUGGGGAGUCCCUUUGAGGUUCACCUGGAACUCUAUUGUCACCUGGAACUUAAUGCUAUGCCAGAAUGCUCUCCUGAAGCAACUGCAUCUCUGAGAAGAUGGUACGUCGAUCCUGGGGUCCAAAGAUUGCAAGUCCAAGAAGGGCGUCUUCGGGGAUCUCUCUUCAUUCCUCCAGGUGAAGGUCCAUUCCGAGGAGUCAUUGAUCUGUACGGGGGUUUUGGUGGUCUCAUAGAGUUUCGAAGCAGCCUCCUGGCUAGUCGCGGCUUUGCCACUCUCGCUUUGGCUUAUUUUGCUUAUGAAGAUUUGCCAAAAUCCUUCGACUUCCUGGAUCUAAAAUAUUUUGAAGAAGCUGCUCAAUUUCUCAGCAAUCAUCCGAAAGUAUAUGGAAGUGGAGUUGGCGUAAUAGGCGUGAGCAAAGGAGCGGAGAUGGCUCUAGCCAUGGCGUCCUACUUGCCUCAGAUUGCCGCAGCGGUCUGCAUCAAUGGUCCCGUGACGAUCACCGGCAGCACCGUCAGUUAUGGCGAUCUCAUCCUGCCUGAAAUUCCAUACCAAAGAGAGAGGAUGAUGUUCACACAAUCUGGAGGUUCUAUAAUGUUUCGCUUAUAUGUGGACCUAACAGAUCCAGAACACCAGGCCUGCAUGCUUCCAGUGGAAAAGGCCAAAGGUCCCAUCCUCUUCCUCGUGGGGGAAAAUGACCAGAGCUGUGACAGCUUAAGCUAUGCUAGGGCAUCAUCGGCCAGAGCAAAGGAGUAUGGCAAGAUGGACGUAUACAUAGAGAGUUAUCCCGGAGCCGGGCACCUCCUAGAGCCGCCAUGUUCUCCUUUCUGCCCCUUAUCGAGAUCGCCUUCAUCACCAAUUCCGAUGAUAUGGGGAGGGGAGCUUGUGGCGCACUGCCGAGCGCAGGAAAUCAGCUGGCCCAACAUACUGGACUUUCUGCGUAAAAAUAUUCCGUGCUCUAAGAAGAAUAAACUGUAAGAAAUAAC